Messenger RNA from Drosophila sechellia, 2064 nucleotides. It is a transcript of the gene IntS11, whose product is annotated as integrator complex subunit 11. Gene Ontology annotation, molecular function: RNA endonuclease activity. Gene Ontology annotation, cellular component: nucleus. NCBI's taxonomy places the organism in Eukaryota, Metazoa, Arthropoda, Insecta, Diptera, Drosophilidae. The record is from RefSeq and is a predicted model, not a curated record. The coding region runs from base 140 to 1933 and encodes 597 amino acids. Gene Ontology annotation, biological process: snRNA processing. The transcript is spliced from 3 exons.
GACGGAGUGGCAACGCCAUCCGUGCGCCCUUGCUGUUUACAAAAAUCACGGUCGACUUUUUCGGCAAUUUCAUUUAUCAGCGCAACAAGUAGCAAGAAAGCAGGAGAGUGGAGCCGGGUGAUCCUGAUCCCUUCCAGAAAUGCCGGACAUCAAGAUAACACCCCUGGGCGCCGGCCAGGAUGUGGGCCGCAGCUGUCUGCUGCUCUCGAUGGGCGGGAAGAACAUAAUGCUUGACUGCGGGAUGCAUAUGGGCUACAACGACGAGCGCCGCUUCCCGGACUUCUCCUACAUAGUGCCGGAGGGUCCGAUCACCAGCCACAUUGACUGUGUGAUCAUCUCGCACUUCCACCUGGAUCACUGCGGCGCCUUGCCCUACAUGUCAGAGAUUGUGGGCUACACCGGGCCCAUCUACAUGACGCAUCCGACCAAAGCCAUAGCGCCCAUCCUCCUGGAGGACAUGCGCAAGGUGGCCGUGGAGCGGAAGGGCGAGUCGAACUUCUUCACCACCCAGAUGAUCAAGGACUGCAUGAAGAAGGUGAUUCCCGUCACACUUCACCAGAGCAUGAUGGUGGACACGGACCUGGAGAUCAAAGCCUACUAUGCGGGCCAUGUCCUGGGCGCCGCCAUGUUCUGGAUCAAGGUGGGCUCCCAGAGCGUGGUCUACACGGGGGACUACAACAUGACUCCAGACAGGCAUCUGGGCGCCGCCUGGAUAGACAAGUGCCGGCCGGACUUGCUGAUCUCCGAGAGCACCUACGCCACUACCAUUAGGGACUCGAAGCGGUGUCGCGAGAGGGACUUCCUCAAGAAAGUCCAUGAGUGCGUAGCUAAGGGCGGCAAGGUUUUAAUCCCUGUUUUCGCCCUGGGUCGCGCACAGGAGCUGUGCAUCCUGCUGGAAACGUACUGGGAGCGCAUGAACCUCAAGUACCCUAUAUACUUUGCACUGGGUCUUACCGAGAAGGCCAACACCUACUACAAAAUGUUCAUCACCUGGACGAACCAGAAGAUCCGCAAGACCUUCGUUCACCGCAACAUGUUCGACUUCAAGCACAUCAAGCCCUUUGACAAGAACUACAUCGAUAAUCCGGGAGCGAUGGUGGUGUUCGCCACGCCAGGCAUGCUGCACGCAGGUCUUUCCCUGCAGAUCUUCAAGAAGUGGGCGCCGAACGAGAACAACAUGGUGAUUAUGCCCGGCUACUGUGUGCAAGGAACCGUGGGCAACAAGAUCCUCGGUGGCGCCAAGAAGGUGGAGUUCGAAAACCGCCAGGUGGUCGAGGUCAAAAUGGCCGUAGAGUACAUGAGCUUCUCGGCCCAUGCCGAUGCCAAAGGCAUCAUGCAGCUAAUUCAGAACUGUGAGCCAAAGAACGUCAUGCUAGUCCAUGGUGAAGCAGGGAAGAUGAAGUUCCUGCGCUCCAAGAUCAAAGACGAGUUCAACCUGGAAACCUACAUGCCGGCCAACGGCGAAACCUGUGUGAUUUCCACGCCUGUUAAGAUACCCGUAGAUGCAUCCGUUUCCCUGCUUAAAGCAGAGGCCCGCUCCUACAACGCCCAGCCACCGGAUCCCAAGAGACGGCGACUCAUCCAUGGCGUCCUCGUGAUGAAGGACAAUCGAAUAAUGUUGCAAAAUCUAACCGAUGCCCUGAAGGAAAUCGGAAUUAACCGACAUGUUAUGCGAUUUACGUCCAAGGUCAAGAUGGACGACUCCGGACCGGUCAUCCGCACAAGCGAAAGACUUAAGACUCUGCUCGAAGAAAAACUAACCGGCUGGACGGUGACGAUGCAGGAGAACGGCUCCAUAGCCAUCGAGUCCGUUGAGGUGAAGGUGGAGGAGGACGAGAAGGAUCCCAAGCAGAAGAACAUUUUGAUAUCGUGGACCAACCAGGACGAGGACAUUGGAGCCUACAUACUGAAUGUGCUGCAGAAUAUGUGCUAGGCAACGAAGAAGCAUCCCAUUGAAAACCCACGCCUUAAUUCCAUAGAUAAGCACAAAGUGUAGAUACCAAUUUCUGAAAGUUGAAAGAGUAUCAAAAUAUACAUAAAUGUUCCAAUAUUUGUUUGGGAGUA